GAGUUUUCGAAGAUAUCAAGGAACAACGGAGUCGUGGCCAAAUGUCAACCGAAUCUCCAGAAGGAUCAUCCACAAGCACAAAUCGAGUGAUAUUGCGGGAAAGAGCCCACGAAGGUUUCAUCGUGCGCGUCGACGAGGGGCAAGCCACUGUUAGAUUGGGCAAGGUCAUCCGUUCUUUCGACGCACGUCACUUGCGGGGCCCCGAUCCGAAACCCCAUGAUCUCAGGAUGGUUUUCAAGUCCGGGGAUCGGGUCGGCGUGAUGCUGAGCCACGAUCAAGUGAUAGAGGUCCGAAUGGCCUCCAAGAUCCGAAGUAAAUCGCUCGAUCGGCAUUUCCCCAAACAGCGACCUGAUACGCUAACGCCGCCAUCGUGGUUCCAACCAAACCCUCCGCUGACGAGUCGUCGUCAGAUGCCGACGCUUCUGCCGCCGAGCUCUCAGGACGGCAUGUUCAUGUCGAAACACUGCAAUUGUACCAGACCGGAUAUGGUCCCGAGCCCACAUAGUCCGUCAUUCUUGAGGAGAGACGUUUGGCCGCAGAUGCCUCGCCAUAUUACGGCCUCAAACGGACACGACAUCCCAUCGAUGAACGUAGCUUUCACCACCAAUCUCAGCUGUCCCUUCGCCAGAGGACAAUACUAGAAGGGAACUCUCAGACAAAGAUCAGGUUUCAGGCUCUCCGACUCCCGAGCGGCGCCACCGUUACCCUUGCCAGACAAUGGCAUUCCUAAAUACUGAGAUGAGUUUUUUUAAUCCGACGACUAGGGCUUCACUGAAAGUAAGUUCCAUAUCCGCGGAAAUGCUCUCGGUUCAGUCCUCGAGAGCAUGCAAGACCCCGAAGCAAACGAGUUGUUGUCCGAAGGAGCAGAUACGGGUUGACAAGCAAGGGCAAGAGCCAGAGAUUCUAUCUCGGUCCAUUUUAUUUAAGCUCGCCCUUCCUUGUGGAAUAAAAGCGACGAA
Messenger RNA from Galendromus occidentalis (western predatory mite), 959 nucleotides. RefSeq lists its product as uncharacterized. Bases 42 to 641 code for a protein of 199 amino acids. The record is from RefSeq and is a predicted model, not a curated record. Lineage: Eukaryota; Metazoa; Arthropoda; Arachnida; Mesostigmata; Phytoseiidae. The transcript is spliced from 2 exons.